ACUUCUCAGUCCAUCAGAAACGUCGGAUCGCGCGGGAUCGAGGAUCGCGGGCGUUCUUCCUGAUUCGCAACACCACGGAACCGGCUCGUCGUCCUUCGGCUAGGAUCCAGCCGAAACCCUCGUGCGGCCCUGAUUCCCGAGGAAAUCGUUUCGUGGCGAGAGGACCUCGUUCGUCGUGUCGGGGAUCGCGGAGGAACGAAGACACCGAUCGAUCGACAACCCCCCUUGGAAAGAUCGUCGCGGCGUGGACGCUUCCGUUGCCGGUGGAGGAUGCUGACGUGACGCGGAUUGUUAAUGCUGAUUCUUUCCUUUUCUUGUUUGCGAGACGAUUUACGUUGACUAUCCAAUGAACGCCAGCGGCACACCUUCCCUCGACAGGAUGUCCAACAUCUACAACAACUCAGUGGUGCGGUUCUACCACUAUGUCUUCCACGACCUCUCCGAUCCAAGGACGAAGGACUGGUUCCUGAUAGCCUCGCCUGUUCCCGGACUCAGCCUGUUGAUCGGUUACCUGUACUUCUGCUUGUCAUGGGGCCCGAAGCAAAUGGAGCACAGGAAACCGUACCAGUUAAGGAACAUCCUCGUCGUUUACAACUUCCUGCAGGUGCUCCUUAGCUUUUGGCUGUUCUACGAGGGUCUGGACGGCGCAUGGCUGAGAAAGUACAGCUGGAAGUGUCAGCCUGUCGACUUCUCUAACACGCCGGAAGCUAUGAGGGUCGCGAGAGGCGUGUACAUUUACUUCCUGGCGAAGAUCUCCGAGCUGCUGGACACGGUCUUCUUCGUUCUCCGGAAGAAGGACAGCCAGAUCACGUUCCUCCACUUGUACCAUCACACCGUGAUGCCCAUGGUGUCGUGGGGCACCACCAAAUAUUAUCCAGGAGGACACGGCACGUUCAUAGGUGUCAUCAAUAGUUUCGUGCACAUCAUCAUGUACACGUACUAUCUGCUGGCAGCCCUGCUGCCUCAAUACCAGAAGUACCUGUGGUGGAAGAAGUACAUUACGACCCUUCAGAUGGGUCAAUUUUGCCUCGCGUUCCUGCACAGCUGUCAGUUGCUCAUCUACGACUGCGAUUACCCGAAGUGGUCGUUGGUCCUGAUCCUGCCGAACGCGAUCUUCUUCUACUUCCUGUUCGCCGACUUCUACAAUCAGGCCUACCAACCGGACAGCAAGGACUCCAGACCGACGGAGCGCAAGGAGGUCGGCGUCGCGAAGAAGACCGAGAACGGACACCUGCAGAACGGGAAAGGGAAAUCGGACUAACGCGGGACGCAGGAAAGAUCCUAGGAGCCAACUAGCCGUCCUAGGAGAACCGGCCAGGAUGUACCAUGGUUAGUCUCGUUCGAUUUCUCAAGCCUUCGUCCACGAUACCGACGUCCAGUGAUAAAGGAAAGCAGAUUGCGAGUGCGCCUUUCGGCUGUCCCGCGUCCAAGAGUCACGGUUCGCUCCCAGUCAUCUUCAUUUGUCGUCCAUACUCAGGAAAAUAGGGCAGACGAGAUCGCAGGUUCACGGAGAUGAGAAGAGGUCAUGCGUCGAUUAGACUCUUAGUUUCUUAAGACCGUAGAUUCCUAGUGAAAGAGAGAAGGUAUCCCGACAAACUGAUGAAAUGAAAAAUUCCCCGGAAACGAAGACGAAACCGAUCAGCGUGCGAAUCUCAUCAAAAUACCUUUUAGAACACACUUGAUGAACAACCAUUUUAUAACGUGCACGCGUCGAGACGUUUAUCCAGGCCUAUUGAUUCCUCUAGGAGUCCGAGAUCGGUGUAGAUAGAUCAGAAACGAAGACGAAACCGAUCAGCGUGCGAAUCCCAUAAAAAUACCAUUUAUAGUACAAUGAGUGAACAAGCAUUUUAUAACGUGCACACGUCGAAACAUUUAUUCAGGCCUAUCGAUUCCUCCAGGAGUUCGAGAUCGGUGUAGAUAGAUCAGCUGGCCCCAGGAAACUUGUAAGCGAUUACGAAUCUAGAGUAAGGCGAAUGGAUCCAGGAUGUUAUUAUCUCCUUGCCUUGUAACGACGAUUGAUACUCAUGAAAACGUUCAGAUCUGUUUAACCGAGCUCAGUAUUCCUCAUGUUCUCAGUAUUCAGUGCAGGUGGAUCGAAGAAUCUUAUAUUAGUAGUUUUGAUGCUUUCACGGCCUGGAUUUUUCGAAUAAUUUUCGAUACUCAACGCUUUCACGGUAUCAACAAUCGCAAAGGGAAUAAAAAUAACGUUAAUAGCGUUAAUUCCCGCAGCACUGUUUUCAAGUUUCAUCCAUCCUGUAAAGUAGAGAAACGAAGACCAGAUACAUUGUAAUUGCAAGUGAAUGCAAUUUGCAUGAACAAAUGCAUUCAGCCUUUUAGAGGCGCCUCUGGAGUGCAAAGGGUUAAUAUUAAACUUUGCAUAAUGCCACGAUACGUGAAGCAUUGGAAUAAAACAGCUUCGUUCCUCAAUGUACUGGUGAUUUCGAAUCAGUCUCAAAGAACAUCGUCUUCGCCUCGUAAAGAAAUGCUAAAUAUUUCUAGUAAGAAACAUCCGAGUGCAAAGGGUUAAUCUUGGAAGGUAACUUCUCAUUUCUCGCCUGUGUUCAUUGUAGUUUCAUCGAGUUCUCGUCGAUCCUUCGAUCGAUAUCUUUUUUGCCAGCAGUAUUCCGAAGGCAAAAUUGGGGACGGGCUUUGGAAGAUCGAACGCGAUUUCCUUGAUGAUCGACACGCGCGAGUGAUAUUAAAUUUGGAGCCGUCGCCGGUAGCUUGCAUUCGCAUUUCCGCGUGUAUUUUAAUUUCGCGCAUGGACCAGCGAACCAUGUAAUGUAAAUAGCGGCAGAUCGUUUCGUCGCAGACGAAUCGUCUCUUCGCGAGAGUCGGAUGGAUCCACCGAAGACGCUGGAUUCGUUGAUCGAAGCUGGCCGAACACACGAUCAGACAAUAGCGUCGUUUUGUAUCAUAUCAAGCAUGUAUAACAUUACUCGAGUACGAUGCAAUUGUUGUUUGUCCGUGCUUCAAUUAACGGAACCGAGAGAGAGUUGCUGUCAAGUUAACACUAGGUUUACGGAACGCGUCAAUUUGACGCAUAUCAAAUGUUGCAAAUAUUAUUUAGUAAAUGCUUAUGUCGAUUUUUAUUGAUGCAGUUAGUCAAAUGUGUAUUUUAAUUGUAUAACCUUCAAACCUUUCAGUUCGAAAAUGGAAAUUAAUGAAUAUGAAGUUUUCUAAGACCAGUAAAAUAACCUUUAUAAUAAAUGUCCGUGAACCUAGUGUUAACCCUUUGCACUCGGAAGGCUCCCAGUCGCCAAAUGAUUUGAUGGAGCAACAUUCUAAAUUUUGGUGUUUACCACAAUACGUGAAACAUUUCAAGAAAAUAGCUUUAGUUCCCUAAUUCAUAUAUGAUUUCUUAAUAAAUCUAAUUAGAACGUAUUGCAUAUUACAAUUGAGAAUCUCUCGAGUGCAAAGGGUUAAACUGUUAUAUCCUCUUGAAUUUGGUAACCGAAUGUCGUCAUUGGAAAGUUUAAGUCUUCUUCGAGUAGAACUAAACAUAACAAACGAAUACCUAAUAAACCAUAAUUGUAUAAAAAUCUCCGGUGCAUUCAUUUGUAACCAUCCUGAUGUCUUCAAAGGAACUGUCAAUAGUUACCUUCAUAUCUUAACAAUAGAACUACCGAGCAUUUAAUACGAUUGAUAUGUAAUCUGUAUAAAAAUUGUAACAAUAGAUUAUUUUCAGUUUCUUUGGAGAUUCAUCAUAGUACUGUAGUGAAUCUAUUUAUUUUCAAAAUCAUUCCGAAUAUUCAAUGCUUCUAAGAUAUCAAUAAUUAAACAAAAAAAUCCAAACCAGUCAUUUUGACUGGUAGUUCUAGUGUCAAAAGAAAAUCAGAGCAACUGUGAGUUAAUAACUCAUUCUCAGGAUAUAGAUCCUAGAAGUUUCCUGUAGAAGGAAAAGGGAGGAACAGUAAAUUCGUAUCGUAUAAUAAAUGUAUUCACACUCCUCAACCGUAUUUCACUAAUUACAACUAUAUUACUCGCUUCCACGUGUCACGAUUAACAGCUGUUUCGCUCGCAUCGCGUCGAUCGCGACAGAUGUAUUAAAUACAGAGAACGGGGAGAUCCAUCGAUUCGCUCGAAAAGUGGUACGGACGCGUCUCAAAUAUUAUCAAUCUAUAAAUACACCAGUUUCCAAACGAAUCGACGGGAUCGCUCGAAUUCGAUAUUAUUCGACACAGCCCGAGUCGACUAUCCUAUUCACCGUACCAUGAAACGUACAAAAAUAUUCUCUGCCCCUCAUACUAAUUAACAAAACUCGAUUGUUCGUUCCGUGUACUAAGUGAUCGGCUCGGGUUGUGUUCAGAAGUCACACAGACGCUGUACAGACGCUCCCAAUUAAAAAGAGGGUCGUAGUGUCCUAAGGCAUAAAUGAUUCCACAUAGAAAGUCACCGUUAAAAUUCAAAUUAAAAACCGUACAAAAGGCCUCGUUAGUAUCGCUAGACUCAUCAGCUAAACCAGAAAGUAGGUCCCCUGAAAAAUAGCCUCGAAAAUGUCACAGUAGUUAUCUUUCAUCAUAAUCCCUGUUUCCAUCGAUCUUCGAUCUCCAAUAAAUUCUCAUUCGCUCAGAAACACACCAAGAUCCCCAAUAGGAAAGGAUGUAAAAUUAAGUUAUCGAAUCGCUGAAAUUAUUACAUUAUUCAAAUGCAACGAUUAAAGUCAACAAACUCUACAUCAGUUCCAAGUGAGUAGAGACACACGCGAAGGAUUCGGAGAGUAUUCGAGCUAAUCGGCGAAUUAGCAUACUAGAACGUGUCGAGCAGAUCUCGAUAGAAGAGAAAAAUGGCUCCACGGAACAGGUUGCGAGAUAACGAACCAGAGUCGACGCGUCGCGUGAAUCGUCCGCCGAAUAAAAAGCAGUUACCGUUCGUUCGGCAGCGCGUGGCAGCGCAACGGAGCAACGGUCCUCGUAUUUCGGGUCACAGCCGACUCGGACCGAAAACGGGAAGCCCCCGGCGAUGUGGAUUCGGUUUCGGUUCCUCUCCGUCCGCCGUGCAUUCCCAGCCGGAGACACGGAUACAUAAUCGGCACCUCUUUGAACAACGGGCCUCCGACGGUCCCAUUGGCCUACAUCGCGGAAACGCCCGUCACUGCUCCAGAUUUCCGCCGCUUCACGGUAACCCUUUGCACUCGGCAGGUGAAUCGUCGCUAGAUUCGAUGGGAAUUAUUAACAACAUUAAUCUGUACACCGAUACAAACAUUGAUAUGAAAUAAUUUAGACUUCGAAUAAUCUAUUGUUAGUAAAUCAAGAGACUUUGAAAUUUGUUUUCUCAGUUUCAAGAAUAUGGUAGAUUAUUGGAAUAUUUGGAAUGUUUCCAGAAACUUUCUAAUGCAAAGGGUUCACACACGGGAAUAAUGUUCUAUUAAUAGAAUAUAAUUUAGUAUCACACUUCUGACGUUGCAGUAUGUUCCCAAGUAAUUCGUAAGGAAUCAUCGAUGAUCAUUGCGCGAUCGACGCGUCAGAUUUGUUAAUAAAUGGUUCGAAAAGGCGAAUAACACGAGCUCGAUUUGUAAAAUAAUCCUCUUCCUGUUCUCGCGUUCGAAUUUCGGCCAAUCGCGCUGCUCGACGUAGUACGGUUCCAUUCAUGCCUUUCCUUGUUCCUUCGAUUUUCGAUCUUCCGUUCUCUCUAAGCUGUCGUUCGAUCGUUUAGCUAUCGGAACAAGGUCGAUGCUUGUCCAAUUUCAGACUUCGGUUACGCUCGAGGAUUAAUCCCAUUUCAGUGAAUCAAGCGGAUCGAUACUCAGCUUAUCGCGAACAGGAAUCAUUCAUUAACGGUCGGAGCUUCCGGAAUCUUUCACGUGUGACUCUGAACGAAUAAUUGCACUUGUCAGUCGCUAGGAUAUACGUAUCCUGCCACUCGUUUGGGGCGCAAAGUGUUAGACUGUCUUCUUGUUGUAGGUUUUUCUGUAGAAGUUGCCGAACAGAUACAGGAAGAUCACCAUGUUCGUGAUGAAGAAAUACGUGAGGGACUUCGACACCUUGCAGUCCAUCGCGAGCAGCAUGCACAGGUAGGUCAGCACUAUGAGGAAUUGAACCUGUGUGCGAGAAAUCAUGGAUUGAGUGGUUUUCUUCUAUUGUUUAGCCCUUUGCACUCGAAAUUUUUGUAUUGGAAAUAUUCAAGAUUUCACGACGAGGUAGAAACGACGUUGUUUGAACCUGAUCUAAUGAUAAUUCACAGAUAAAUUGAGCAACAAAGAUAUUUUAAAUAUUUCACGUAACAACAGCGAAUGAUGACAGAGUCACCUCUCGAGUGCAAAGGGUCAAUACUAUAAGUAAUAAUAAUAGACUUAAUACUACUCUUAAUACCGACGACUAAUUAGUCUUCCUCACUCGAGUCGUAAUCAUUGAUCUACUACUUUGCUAUUCGACUAGGUCUAAUUAUACUACUUCGAUCAUCGUUAACACGUUAAGCAUGUCAGUCACUGGUGACUGACGCUUCUAAAUGACUAGAAAACAAUCGUAACACACAUGAUAACCGAUGUGAAAUGAGAAUGUUCAAUAAUGUAACUAAGUUAAUAAUAGUGUAACGCAAACAUUGUAACGUCAGGUAAUUAAUAAUCGUUCCCGCUUUUCUUUGUUACAAAAGACAAACUUUAUAGGAAAACGCUUAAGAUUUUCGUGGCGCUUAACGUGUUAAACGGAGUAAUAUUAUUAGGACGUUGAUUACCAGCUGGAUCACGGUCAAAUACUUCUUCCACCACAAGUAUUUCUUGUACUGCGGCCCCAUCGCCGCGAGCAGGUAAUACGUGUACAUGACGACGUGCACGAAAGUGUUCAGCAAACCGACGAUAGCGCCUUGCUCGCUCGGCAUGAAUCGAACGUAGAACCACGACAACGUCGCUGUCAUCGAAUGAUGAUAUACGUGCAGGAAGGAGAUCUGAUUCUGCUUCUUCCGGAGCACGAAGAAAACCUUCGGCAGAGAAAUUCAGGGAAAUUCAGGAACGAUCGUACAGAAAUACCGCUGACGCGGAAUAAUAACGAAUCGAAUGAUUCGAGCGUUGAACGUUAUUCGAAAUAUUCAACUCACCGUGUCCAGGAGCUCCAUUAUCUUCGCGGUGAAGUACCACCAACCGUUUCUCGUCAACUGAUCAAGGAAAACGCAUUUGUUCGAUAUGGUAAAUUAUGUUUUUCAGUGUUCGUUCGAUACGGUAAACUAUGUUUUACUCGUUCGAAUGAGAUAAUCAACUUACCGAGGAUUGCGUGGCCGGGUCGGUGGAUUUGCUGUCCACGUCACACUUCGGCGAGACGAUCGCUCUUAUUAUGUUCAUGUCCACUAACUGAAAGUAAAGCGUUACGGUUUAGACGUUAUGCGGAAGAUAGUGUGAUUAACACUAGAACUAUGGUACUAGUCGAAAUGACUGGUUUCGAUUUGUUUGUUUCGCAAUUAUUUAUGUCUUCGAAGCAUUGAAUACUCGAAAUGAUUUUGAAAAUA
Molecule: messenger RNA, 7437 nt
Organism: Nomia melanderi (Alkali bee)
Lineage: Eukaryota; Metazoa; Arthropoda; Insecta; Hymenoptera; Halictidae
Gene: sit
Product: stuck in traffic
Biological process (GO): very long-chain fatty acid biosynthetic process; sphingolipid biosynthetic process; fatty acid elongation, saturated fatty acid
Cellular component (GO): endoplasmic reticulum membrane
Molecular function (GO): fatty acid elongase activity
Source: RefSeq, a predicted model, not a curated record